This is a messenger RNA of Plodia interpunctella (Indianmeal moth), 1281 nucleotides long. RefSeq lists its product as uncharacterized. Lineage: Eukaryota; Metazoa; Arthropoda; Insecta; Lepidoptera; Pyralidae. Bases 619 to 1107 code for a protein of 162 amino acids. The record is from RefSeq and is a predicted model, not a curated record. The transcript has 5 exons.
CGCCACAGUACUAGUUGAUCUCAGAUCGCCGGACACAUUGUCUGUCUCUCGUCUCUGUCCUCACGGAUGCGUAUUCGAACGCGAGUUCCAUUUUCAAAUUCAAAAGCCCUGUGACAAUGGCGCGAUAUUUUGUGAAAUAAAAAUAAUAAUGAAAUCGAGAAAAACGAAAACCAGUGAAGGAUACAGUGGAAAAUGUUACCAAAAUAAAAAAAAAAAACCGGAAAUUUUGAUCUCAAAAUAGGAUUGUGUAAACUUGUAAACGUUUUACAAUGAGUUGACAUUUUCUAGAGAUUCACGUCUAGAUAUAAAUAGUCUGUUCAGAGUCGGACACCAAUUUGUUAUAAUUAAACUGUACCUAUGUAAAUAUAGAUCUGAACGAAAAGGCGACUGAAUGAGCGAGUGAAUCCGCUCAAGCAGUUGAGUAAACAAAUAUACUUACGUCGUUUUUGUUUAUAAAUUUCUAUUGGUUGUACUAUUCAGAAAAUAUAUAUUUAAAUAAUUGUUUACGUUUACAAAAAAUAGCAAGUUGAAAUUUAAGAAAUCGACAUUUAACUAGGUAAUUGUUUCCUGAUUCAUAGCAAGAUCUCCAAACCAUCAAAUUAAAGAUUAAGUAAUACAAUGCCUCUGCCGACCCCGAAACGAUGCUGCGGUUGCCUGUCUGUCGAGACAAGAUUCUUUGUUGUGUGCACUAUAUCCAUUCUGCUAUGUGUUGCCAACAUUACGGCGGGGGCAUGGAAACUCCCGCGCAACAAGCAACGGGAACCAGAAGACAACCUGAUCUCCAUGAGCAUGGUCAUGUUCUCCACGCUGUCCACCAUCGGGAACCUAAUAGCCUGCGGAGGCGCCUGUUUCAGACGGCCUGGCUACCUGCAACUGGCGCUGGUCUUCAACUCAGUGUUCAUCGUGUGCCUGUUCCUGAUCGCGAUCGUGACCUGCCUGUUCAGCCCGGAGCUGCAGCGGAGCGGCUUCUUCGGCCAGCCCGAGAACAUCGCGCUCGUCAUCAUCGCAUUCAUUGCUGGCCUUGCAUAUGCCGCGUAUUACCUCAUAGCUGUCAACAAUAUGUACAGAUUCAUAAGGUCAGGCGGAGGGAGUCCCAUACCCAUAUGAAAUUAAAUGAUUUUAAAAAAAGAUUUGUGUGAUAUCCAGUCACAUGUCUGACUCACAGACGCUAUGUAAAAUGCUUAUGUAAAUAUUAUUUCCAGCCUAUGUAUUUAUUUAAUGUUGAGUUUGUUAAGAUAAUUUAUAAAUAAAUGUAAAUAUAAUAAAAAUAUUAUAACUUGG